AUGGUAAUGAGAGGAAGAGAGGAGUUGUGUAGUGGUGAGGUUGUGGUGAUGGAGGUGUCAUGCAUGUGGGUUGUGAGUGUGGCUUGUGUUGCUCUGUUGGUAAUUCGAUCCCUUCUCAAGAAUGCAAAUUGGUGGCUCUAUGAAUGGCGUUUGGGGGUGAAGCAGUACUCUCUUCCCCCUGGUGACUUGGGGUGGCCCAUCAUUGGCAAUAUGUGGUCUUUUCUUCGAGCUUUCAAGUCUGGUCAUCCUGAUUCCUUCAUCUCCUCUUUUGUUUCCAGAUUUGGACGAACUGGAAUGUACAAGGCCUUCAUGUUUGGAAGUCCAAGUGUAAUUGUGAUAACACCAGAAGCAUGUAAGAGAGUUUUAACAGAUGAUGAUAAGUUUACACUUGGUUGGCCUCGUUCUACGGUUGAUCUUAUUGGAAAGAAAUCGUUCAUUGCAAUUUCGUAUGAAGAACAUAAGCGUCUUAGACGUUUGACAUCAUCUUCAAUCAAUGGCUUGGAAGGAUUGUCCCUAUAUUUGAGAUAUAUUGAUGAAAAUGUGCAGAGUUCAUUGGAGAAAUGGGCCAACAUGGGACAAAUUCAGUUUUUAACUGAGCUUCGAAGGCUUACUUUUAAAAUCAUUGUGCAUAUUUUUCUUGGCUCAGAAAGUGACUCUGUUAUGAAAGAUUUGGAAAAGGAAUACACUGCACUUAAUUUGGGAGUCAGAGCCAUGCGAGUUAAUCUUCCAGGAUUUGCAUUCCACAAAGCCUUCAAGGCUAGGAAAAAUCUAGUGGCAAUAUUUCAAUCAAUUGUGGAUGAGCGGAGGAAGCAAAGGAAGGGAAAUUCACCCAAACAAGCCAAAGACAUGAUGGAUGCCUUGAUUGAUGUUGAAGAUGAAAAUGGAAAAAAAUUAAGUGAUGAAGAAAUCAUUGAUGUUAUGAUAAUGUACUUAAAUGCAGGUCAUGAGUCUUCGGGACAUAUUAUGAUGUGGACUACCUUGCUCUUACAAAAGCACCCAGAAUAUUUUCAAAAAGCUAAGGAAGAACAAGAAGAAAUAAUAAAGAAAAGGCCGUCAACACAGAAAGGGUUGAUACUUCAAGAAAUUCGACAAAUGGAGUUUCUGUCUAAGGUGAUUGAUGAAACAAUGCGUGUGAUUACAUUCUCUUUGAUGACUUUUCGAGAGGCAAAAUCAGAUGUGACUAUGAAUGGUUACAUCAUUCCAAAAGGUUGGAAAGUACUUGUCUGGUAUAGAGCUGUUCACCUUGAUGCUGAAAUAUAUCCUAAUCCAAAACAGUUUGAUCCUUACAGGUGGAAUAAUGUAUAUAAGGCUGGAGAAUUCCUUCCCUUUGGAGCAGGAACUAGAUUGUGUCCUGGGAAUGAACUUGCCAAGCUUGAAAUCACUGUUUUCCUUCAUCAUUUUCUUUUGAAUUAUCAGCUUGAACAGUUGAGUCCAAAAUGCCCCGUGAUGUACUUACCACACACAAGGCCCAAGGAUAAUUGCAUGGCAAUAAUCAGAAAAUGUUCCUCUGCUUCGACCUAA
Abrus precatorius (Indian licorice) is the source of this 1521-nucleotide messenger RNA. RefSeq names its product ent-kaurenoic acid oxidase 2-like. Gene Ontology annotation, cellular component: endoplasmic reticulum. NCBI's taxonomy places the organism in Eukaryota, Viridiplantae, Streptophyta, Magnoliopsida, Fabales, Fabaceae. Gene Ontology annotation, biological process: sterol metabolic process; brassinosteroid biosynthetic process; multicellular organism development. Gene Ontology annotation, molecular function: ent-kaurenoic acid monooxygenase activity; heme binding; iron ion binding. The record is from RefSeq and is a predicted model, not a curated record. The transcript has 9 exons. Bases 1 to 1521 code for a protein of 506 amino acids.